Molecule: messenger RNA, 438 nt
Organism: Monoraphidium neglectum
Lineage: Eukaryota; Viridiplantae; Chlorophyta; Chlorophyceae; Sphaeropleales; Selenastraceae
Product: Ferredoxin
Exons: 5
Coding region: 1-438 (145 amino acids)
Biological process (GO): electron transport chain
Molecular function (GO): electron transfer activity; 2 iron, 2 sulfur cluster binding
Source: RefSeq, a predicted model, not a curated record
AUGGCCUUCACCAUGUCUCACGCCACGAGGAUCCCCGCCGCCGCCGCACCCGCCGCGCGCCGCGCCGCCGCCGCUGCGCCCCGCGUGGGCGUGCGCGCCCACUUCCGGAUCACCUUGCGCACGCCCGAGGGCCAGGACACCGCUUUCGAGUGCGGCCCCGACGAGCUGAUCCUGGACGCCGCUGACGCCGCCGGCGUGGAUAUGCCCUUCAUGUGCCGGUCUGGCACCUGCAUGGGCUGCACCGGCCGCCGUGUGGAGGGGGAGCUGGUGCAGCCUGACCCCGGCAUGCUGGAGCCCACUCACGAGGCGCACGGCUUCGCGCUGCUGUGCAAGUCCUACCCCCGCUCCGACCUGCUCAUCCUGAGCCACCAGGAGCACGAGUUCUACCUGUCUGACUGUGACGCCCCUGGCGCCACGGUCAAGAUUAGCUCCAGGUAG